This is a messenger RNA of Angiostrongylus costaricensis, 1956 nucleotides long. Lineage: Eukaryota; Metazoa; Nematoda; Chromadorea; Rhabditida; Metastrongylidae. The record is from the annotation of a GenBank genome assembly.
GCUUUGGACUGUGAGUUUCAGGUUUCGACCAUGCAGAUUCGAGGCGAUAAUUCUUCUAAGAAAGUAGUGCUCGGACCACCGGUAAAGUGGAAGAAAGUAGUGAAUUCAUCUGGACCAUCACCAAGGCCUCGUCAUGGACAUCGAGCAGUUGCCAUCAAAGAUCUUAUGAUUGUAUUUGGAGGUGGAAAUGAAGGAAUCGUUGAUGAGCUUCAUGUAUACAAUACAACAACUAAGCAGUGGUUUGUUCCCUCUGUCAGAGGAGAUGUCCCAAGUGGUUGUGCUGCUUAUGGUAUCGUUUGUAGCGGUACACAUAUCUUUAUAUUUGGAGGAAUGGUGGAAUAUGGGCGAUAUACCAAUGAUUUAUAUGAGCUACAAGCGUCACGUUGGGAAUGGCGCAAACUGAGGCCUAGACCACCCCGUUCUGGAUGUGCUGGGCCGUCACCGCGGCUUGGCCAUUCAUUUUCGUUAGCGAGCAACCAGGUUUGUUAUGUAUUCGGAGGUCUUGCUAAUGGAUCGUCUGACCCCAAGCAAAAUAAGACGAUUUAUCUUGAUGACUUCUUUUCAAUUGAUAUCCGUGGUCCUGUGGGAUCACUGCAGUGGGAACAGCCCACAUAUGGUACUCGUCCUUGUGCUAGAGAAUCACAUUCUGCAAUUGUACAUGAAACAGAAACACGUCGGCAGUUGGUCAUAUUUGGUGGUAUGAACGGUUGUCGACUAGGCGAUUUGUGGAUACUUGAUCUUGAUUCGAUGACAUGGGAUAAUCCCUUGAUUGGUGGAGUUGCGCCUACUCCACGUUCUUUACAUACCGCUAAUCUUAUUGGACACAGAAUGUACAUUUAUGGUGGAUGGGUGCCAAUGAGUGAACGCGACAGUGAAACUGAGAUUAAAGAGUGGAAGUGCACAAAUGAUCUUUCUUCCUUAAACCUCGAUGAAAUGGUUUUGCAACAAUUCCUUUGCAGAGAACUUGCCACGAGCAAGGGCUGGACACUUGUGUACAGAUGUGCUUUUCUUUCACUACUAAAUGUUUGUUGCAAAGAUAUGUGGUAUUUGGAAACAUCUGUGCCAGGAACGCCUUCCCGUGUUCAGUUAGUUCGUGCCAGCGUUGCUGGUUUAGAGGUGUCUUCUCUCCCUACAGACCCUCCAGUUAUGACUGAAAAUGUCCAACAUCUUCACGGUGAAACAUGCAGAGGUGGUGAACGGUCAGAAUCCCAAACUCUUCAGUCUGCGAAGCCAGUUGCUAAUGAGGAGUUGUGGUUUGAUGUGGGAAUUAUCAAAGGAACCACAUGUCUCGUUACACACUACUUUCUUCAUGGAGAUCAAUCACUUGAAAGCACAUAUGGGGUAAAUCUGUCUAUUGGAAGAAAUCUAAUGUUCGUAAAUUUUAAUCCUGUGGUAGAUGAAUUAAUUUUUCUGCAAAAAGCUGAACUUGAGCCGGGAACGGCUUACCGCUUCAGGGUUGCAGGAAUAAAUUCGAUUGGCCGUGGCCCAUGGAGCGAAGUUUCUGCUUUCAAGACAUGCCUUCCUGGAUUCCCAGGAGCGCCCUCCUCAAUAAAAAUAACAAAGGGUCAAGACGGUGCUCAAUUAACAUGGGAGCCUCCCCAGAAUGUUGCAGGACGCAUUUCUGAGUACAGUGUAUAUUUGGCGGUACGCAAUACAUCCGGAUCCAGCGACAACCAGUUGGCAUUCAUGAGGUUGUAUGUUGGUGCUGAACCAGAAUGUGUUGUUAAUCAGUCGAACCUAGCCGCUGCAUAUGUCGACCAAUCCGCUAAACCUGCGAUCAUCUUCAGGAUAGCUGCUAGGAAUGAAAAGGGUUAUGGACCUGCUACCCAAGUACGAUGGUUGCAAGAUCAAAAACCUGUGUUGGCACAUGCAGCCGCUCCCACAUUGGUCACAACUGCGCGUUAUCCAGUGGGCUACUAUUCCCAGCCAAAACGACAUCGCAUGGAUCAAUUAUGA